UUUUCCUCUGGCCUAGACACUGGUAUCCAGCGUAUUCGCUGGUAUUGCAGUAAACGGACGGCAUAAAAGAUCACAGUAGAAGCGGCCCGGUAAACUGGUACAGAGUGCUUUGUCUCUAUGGGUUUUCUAGAACUGUGCUGCCAUAACGAUAGCGGCUUGAGCGCUGCGGCGGUAAUCUCUUAGCGGAGUCAUCCAACGGCAGCCACAGAGAAGGUUAUUGCUGUCGAGUAUGCCGAGUUAUUAAUCGAUUCCAUCUCUCGUUGAAAGUAGUGCGAAACAAAGGUCUACAUCUGAGUAAUCUUCUGUUCAAAAAAAAAUUCGAAAAUAGUACCUACAACUUCGCUCAGUGAGAAAUAUGUGCUGGAAUGAAAUGUGGGAACAGCUAUAAAGAAAACAGAAAAGAGACAGCAGAGUGCUGGAAGAGUACUUUUGUACAAGUUUCUUUAACGAGAACGGAAGUGUAGAAGUUUCCCUCCCCCCAAAAGAGGAACAGGCUUGAUCGACGCGCGUGUAAGUGAAUUGCCGUUACUAUAAAUAGCGUCAGCAAUCGGUGAACAACAUAUCGUCAUGUUUGCUGUUAGGAGACUUUUCCAGGCUGCUGCUUUGCAGAUAACCCGUCAUCAAAAUAUGCACCAAACAGCAGCAGCUCUGUCUAAAAAAGAGUUUGAUGUCACAUUUGUUAGGGAGAACGGGGAACGCAUCACGACCAAAGGAAAGGUCGGAGACAGUUUGUAUGAUGUUGUUAUUAACAACGACAUCGAUAUUGAUGGAUUCGGUGCUUGCGAAGGAACUCUAGCCUGCUCAACGUGCCAUCUAAUCUUCAAGCCAGAGGACUACGCAAAACUAAAGGAAAAGCCCACAGACGAAGAAAUGGACAUGCUGGACUUAGCUUAUGGGCUGACAGAGACGUCACGGCUCGGUUGCCAGGUAUUCCUUACUGAGAAAGAAUCUGGGAUGGAGGUUCAGAUUCCGGCUGGAGUCAACGACCAAAGAGCUGCUUGAUUUUUCCUCUAACAAUAGUAUUUUCCAUAAGUUUCGGAUAUUAAUUACAUAUAUUAUAAAGUGGGCUAUAAAGCACACUUGCUGCGAAAAUUACUGCCAGUAUAAGCAUGUGAGUGAGGUGGUCGUCUUUUAGUACCAUGUUCACAAGCUAUAGUGUAGAUGCAGGUAGUCCUGUUUUAAAGUGCCUAUUUUAGAAAGAUUUUAUACAUGUGUAAUAAACAGUUGUUAAUUCCAAUUCUUAAAAUAAGAAUUUUACUAUUCGUAACGAGGAAAAAUUUGUUUCGUGGGUCUUGCUUCAUUUGAAUCAAAUCGUUUAAUAAUAAACUAGAAGUGUUUGAGAGAAAAAUGUGUGUAUAUAUAUGAAUGUAUAGAAAUAUCUUGUCAAUUCAGUGAUUAACAUACUUGUCAAUAAAGUUAUUUUUAAUAGACUUCAAUAGAAUGAUAUGUAACUGGGAGACGAUUGCGUGCUCUGUUGUUUUCUUUAAAUAUUUAGGAUUCAAAAGAUUAUAUAUAUAUAUAUAUAUAUAUAUAUAUAUAUAUAUAUGAUGGAUGAUACACAUCAUAAUAAUAAAUGACCACAUAACGUAACAGUUAGCAAAAAACCCAUUACUUUACACUGUAUUUUUACCAUAUUUUGGCUUCGUGCAACCGUAUUCGUAAUCAGCAAUACAAAUAUUUCCGAGUUCUUUUACGUCUGGUACCAUUCUACAUGAGCCUUGUUUCAGAAGGCUAACUCUCGGCAAAGAGUGUUUACGUCCGGCUUCUAGCUGACACCAGCACCACACGCUCCUGAUUUCGGUUAACAAAGGCGUUACCACUACACAAACACUGUACCUGGCCAGUGGCAUAAAACAGGCUUAACGGUACAGAAACCCAGCUCACGUUACGGGUAGGAGCAGAAGCAACGAGUGAACCUGGUAGUAUUCGCACGACUAUGCGUUGCCCAUUGUUAGCUGCUAAGGUAAUGACUUAUGGCUAUUACGAAGGUCUUGAUCACUCAAGAUGAAAUCAGAACAACGCCAAUGGACGUGAACGUGUCUCGUUGAUCCCGUAGCGCAAGUCACAAAAUCAGUUUGCAAGGAAGUCUACACAGCAAAGACCAUUCAUGUAAAACACUACGACAAGGAUAAUGCGGUUUCACAGAUAUCGACUGCGAUUGUUGCGGUGGAGGUUAUAUCGUUCUUUCGUCCGAGGACAAAGAAAUCAGGGUGUUUGGUGUGUCCCAG
Molecule: messenger RNA, 2228 nt
Organism: Varroa destructor (honeybee mite)
Lineage: Eukaryota; Metazoa; Arthropoda; Arachnida; Mesostigmata; Varroidae
Product: sex-regulated protein janus-A-like
Biological process (GO): peptidyl-histidine dephosphorylation
Cellular component (GO): cytosol
Molecular function (GO): protein histidine phosphatase activity
Source: RefSeq, a predicted model, not a curated record